CGGUGGAAAGAGCAGCUUCAGACUGUGAGUAGGAUAAGAAGGACUCUUUAGCUCCAGCCUUCAGACGCCAGCGUAUGUGGUGAGCUACUGAAAUUCGAGAGGUACGCGAGGAGACAAUAUCUGAAACGCAACUCUGAGCUGCUAAGCAGAAAGAACAAAAGUGUGGACAUAAACUUGCAGUACAGUGGAUGUAAAGAUAACUCAGCACACAAGGCUGCACAGAUUCAUAGGAAUGUAUCAAAAAAGGCAAAAAGUAGAGCGUCUUCGGCGAUGUCAAUCCACCUUUCUACGAUUCAUCUUGAUAUUAGAAAUUUUAACUGGGAAGCACACUGCCCUGGGAUCUGAUUUGCUUCCAGAUCCUCAAUUGACAGCAACUCCAUCAUGGAAUAUUUCCAGUGAUGCAGACAAAGAUUAUUUCUUGAAGCUGGAAGCCCCGAUGAACAACAUCACUACAUCUCAGGGCCAGACUGCAGAGCUGCACUGUAAGGUGUCAGGGAACCCCACUCCUGUCAUCCGAUGGCUCAAGAAUGAUGCCCCGGUAGUCCAGGAGCCCAGGAGGGUAUCCUUUCGUGCCACCAGCUACGGCUCCCGGCUCAGGAUCCGCAAUCUUGACACGACAGACACCGGCUACUUCCAGUGCGUUGCCACCAACGUCAAGGGCACCGUGUCCACAACCGGAGUCCUCUUUGUCAAGUUCGGCCUAGUUUCACCCCCGAACCCAGGAAAACCUUUGCCGGAUGAGUACGAUGAGGAAGGAUUCUGUCAGCCCUACAGAGGCAUCGCUUGUGCAAGGUUCAUUGGCAACCGGAGUAUUUUUGUGGAUUCACUACAAAUGCAGGGUGAAAUUGAAAAUCAGAUAACAGCGGCUUUCACGAUGAUCGGCACCUCCAGCCAUCUGUCAGACAGGUGCUCCCAGUUCGCCAUUCCCUCCCUCUGCCACUUCGCCUUCCCCUUCUGCGACAGGACAUCCGGAGUGGACAAGCCCCGCGACCUGUGCAAGGAUGAGUGCGAGAUCCUGGAAAACGACCUCUGCAAGACGGAGUACAUCAUCGCCAGAUCCAACCCCGUCAUUCUCAAGAGGCUCAAGCUGCCCAACUGCGACGACCUUCCUGCCUCCGACAGCCGCGAAGCAGCCAAUUGCAUGAGGAUUGGGAUCCCCAUGGCGGAGCCCAUUAAUAAGAAUCACAAGUGCUACAACAGCUCUGGUGUUGAGUAUCGGGGGACCGUCAGUGUUACCAAGUCAGGACUGCAGUGCCAGCCCUGGAACUCCCAGUACCCCCACAGCCACACCUUUUUAGCAGUGAGGUACCCAGAGUUGAAUGGGGGGCACUCGUACUGCCGGAACCCUGGCAGCCAGCAUGAGGGUCCCUGGUGCUUCACCCUAGACGACUCUGUCAGGAUGGAGCUGUGUGAAAUCCCAGUCUGUGACUUCAAGGAGAGCAGUAAGAUGGGGAUCCUCUACAUCCUGGUGCCGAGCGUUGCCAUUCCUUUGGCCAUAGCCCUGCUGUUCUUCUUCAUCUGCGUCUGCCGCAACAACCAGAAGACCUCAAGGCCCCCAGCCCAGAGGCAGCCCAAACCAGUACGCGGCCAAAACGUUGAGAUGUCCAUGCUGAAUACGUAUAAGCCUAAGAGCAAAGCCAAGGAGUUGCCCCUGUCAGCCGUACGCUUCAUGGAGGAGCUUGGCGAGUGUACCUUUGGGAAGAUCUACAAGGGACACCUCUACCUACCCGGUAUGGACCACGCCCAGCUGGUCGCCAUUAAGACCCUGAAGGACUAUUCCAACCCCCAGCUGUGGGGCGAGUUCCAGCAGGAGGCUUCCCUCAUGUCAGAGCUUCACCACCACAACAUGGUGUGCCUCCUGGGUGUGGUGACGCAGGAGCAGCCCAUUUGCAUGCUCUUUGAGUUCUUGAACCAGGGCGACCUGCACGAGUUCCUCAUCAUGCGUUCCCCCCACUCGGACGUGGGCUGCAGCAGCGACGAAGACGGCACUGUCAGGUCCAGCCUAGACCACGGGGACUUCCUGCACGUGGCCAUCCAGAUCGCGGCAGGCAUGGAGUACCUGGCCAGCCACUUCUUUGUCCACAAAGACCUGGCCGCUCGCAACAUCCUGGUCGGGGAGCAGCUCCAAGUCAAGAUCUCCGACCUUGGCCUGUCGCGGGAAAUCUAUGCCUCGGAUUAUUACAGAGUCCAGCCCAAGUCUCUCUUGCCCAUCCGGUGGAUGCCACCGGAGGCCAUUGUGUAUGGGAAGUUUUCCACGGACUCGGACAUUUGGUCCUUCGGUGUCGUUCUGUGGGAGAUAUUCAGCUUUGGCCUGCAGCCCUAUUAUGGCUUCAGCAACCAGGAAGUGAUCGAGAUGGUGAGGAAACGGCAGCUGCUACCCUGCCCAGAGGACUGCCCCCCCAGGAUGUAUGGCCUGAUGACAGAAUGCUGGCAGGAGAACCCCUCAAGGAGGCCACGGUUCAAGGACAUCCACACCCGGAUGAGAACCUGGGAGGGCAUCUCCAGCCACGCCAGCUCCACCACGCCCUCCGGUGGAAACGCCACAACGCAGACCACCUCCCUGAGCGCCAGCCCAGUGAGCAACCUCAGCAAUCCCCGCUACGCCAACUACAUUCACAUUCCACAGGGGAUACCACAGGGUCAGAUUGCAGGAUUCAUGACGGCCCAGAUGCCUCAGAAUCAGAGAUUCAUCCCGGUAAACGGGUACCCCAUUCCAACUGGCUAUGCCGCCUUUCCCGCUGCCCAUUUCCAACCCCAGGGCCCACCGCGGGUUAUCCAGCAUUGUCCACCCCCCAAGAGCCGUUCCCCCAGCAGCGCCAGUGGCUCCACCAGCACGGGUCAUGUGACAAGCGUGCCCUCCACAGGGUCCAAUCAUGACGCAAACACGCCCUUGCUGGCCCACUGUAUGACCCUUUCCAAUCUCCCUAGUGGGGCUGCUGUGCCUGUAUUUGGACACAUGAAUCAAAAGCCUAUGCCAAUAGACCCUACGCAGGCUACUUUGUUAUCGGACUCAAAUAGACACAUGUACAGCGAAUCUGUAAUUACUGCAGAUCUGUAAACAGUCUCUUUAUUUUUUUAAUUCGUAUUAUUAUUUUAACUUUCAUGUGUAAAUAUAUAAACCUGAAUGACAUGUAAAGAUUUAUAUUCAGAAAUGUUUUAUAAUGAAAGACUUUUUUUUUUCAUAAAGCCUGUCUAAUAGUGUCCUCGCAGACAUCACCAGCGCCCUUCACAGUUUCGCUGUGAAUAAACAACACCAGGUGCUAGCUUUUUGCUUGAAACUGUCUCCUGAACAAGACUAUCAGCUGUUACAGCCUAAACGUUUCACAGUUUCACAUCUUUAAAAGCGAUUUCGUUGUGAAAAACUAACUAGAAAAUCAUAGUGGUAUUUCCCCAGUACCACUGGUCUUACUGUUAGGUCUUUUUGUGUCACCUGAUCAAAUUCCUGUUAUUCUUUCUGCAUCAAUUUGUAUAUUUCACACAUUUUCACUGUUGCAACUGUUGCAGGAAUUCUUAAAAGACAACUGCAAGGUUGUUGCCAAAAAGCAUACAAGAGAAAACAAUUUUGAUCACUAAUAUUGAUCCAAUAGAGAUUCCAGUGCCUUUUCUAAUCUUGAGAUUUGAAUAGUCAGCUCACAGACCAUUUUACUGGAAGUGGCGGUUCACAUAUUUAACAAAAUCUACGCAAAUUCUGGAACACAUAUUGUUGUGUUGCGGGAAACACACCAACGUAAUGAUUUUGUUUUAAAUCUUUACCUUUACCUUAAUGAGGUAAAGUCCUCAUAACUGUUAUGUCAAUAAGCUAUUCCUCUCUUUCUUUCACUACCAGCCUCUUUUUCUCAGCUAUGCAACAUAUAGGCAUAAUACUGGCAGUCUUGUCUUUCAAUUGGUGCUUAAUGAUUACUGUUAAUGAAGAAAAGUGGGUCUAACAGUUCUGUAUAAAAAGUGUGAUUCAUUAGAAUUUCAUAGUCUAUAAUAUAAUGAAUGUUCUUUGUCAAUAGCUGUAUUGCCUUAAGCAGAAUACAGGGAGAUUGCUGAAGUAUUGAACUAUAUUUAGGUUAAAUCCUUUAUACGUUUAUUUUCAAAGGAUUUACAUAAGCAGCUGUAUUUCAUUCUUUGAAUAUAUUUGUUGCUAUGCAACUAUUUAACACAAAAAACACCCAAAAUCCAUUUGUAUAGAAGACAAUCACUUGUACAGUGCAGUUCAUCAGGGUACAAUAUUAAACUGAAGAAAAGAACAUUAAAAACCUGCUGUGGUCAACAAGCUGUCUCUGGGAUUUGUUUUUUUACAGUGAUUACAAGUUACUUCAAUGGGAUAAAACAUGUUUAAAAAGUCCAGGGCAGUCGAUCCAGUUUGUUAGAAAUUCUUCUCUUUGAAGUUUUUGAAAACAGUUUUUACCUACCUAGGUAUCUGCAGUUUUAUACAGGUAUCCUCUGCUUUUUAAUAGAAAUGUACUCCAGUUAAAACCACUUUUAACAGAAGACUGUGAAUCUAGUGCCAGAUGUUUUGUGCCUUUGCAAAAUGUUUUAAUUAUACUGUAUUUUUAGAAACAGUCUUUUGUAGUAUCUUAUAGAAUUCAGUUUGCUGAUACUUACAAAAAGGUUUACAACAUCCAGAUUGUAUUGAACAAGAGGCCUUUUUUGUAUUUGUGAGAUCUUUGCACAAUUUUUUUUGUACGGCAAAAAAAUAAAUAAAUAACAUCG
Messenger RNA from Lepisosteus oculatus (spotted gar), 4701 nucleotides. It is a transcript of the gene ror1, whose product is annotated as receptor tyrosine kinase-like orphan receptor 1. Gene Ontology annotation, cellular component: signaling receptor complex; plasma membrane. The record is from RefSeq and is a predicted model, not a curated record. Gene Ontology annotation, molecular function: ATP binding; protein kinase activity; Wnt-protein binding. NCBI's taxonomy places the organism in Eukaryota, Metazoa, Chordata, Actinopteri, Semionotiformes, Lepisosteidae. Gene Ontology annotation, biological process: positive regulation of kinase activity; positive regulation of canonical NF-kappaB signal transduction; protein phosphorylation.